CUCUAAUGAUCCGAAAUCGCAGCUGUUGAAGCAGCUCGCCACGAGCGGCGGCGACAAUGCCAGCUCGUUAUACUCACAGUUUACUAGUAAUCCAUUCUUUACUGCUGUACGAUCGAUCCUUGCAUUGCCCCGAUGAGAUGGAGUGUGCUCACAAUGGCCACAGGGCUUCGGACUCGCUGCACUAGGAGUCGCAGCGCGAACAGGACAGAAAGGACUUCAGCAUGGCGCCGCAUUUCUUCGGAGACGGAUGCUCAUCGACCUUGAGAUCACACGUCACGACGAUGCUUACCCUUGGCUCCUUCAAUGGAUGACCACGUAUCACAGGGCGCAACUGAAUGGCGCCCAACGUUCAACAGGCGCUGCCGCUGCGCCAAACGGUCUCCUUACGAAACUGCUCAAUCGCAUCGACCCACGUAUGCACCAUCUUCAGGUGCGAACCUCAGCGCCGCAGGAUGGGCCGUCGUUGGCUGCGCACUUUGCCUUCGUACCUGGCCCUGGGCGGCACUUCAUGCGCUACAAGAAUGCCUUUCUUUUAGUCGACCGCCAACGUACGCGCGACGCGUUUGACAUGCGAGAUGGUACGCCCUUUGAAACGAUCAGCCUCACGACUCUCUACAGCCACCGUGGCGUUUUCGAGGACAUCUUCGCGGAGGCGCACCAACUGUACCAACAAUCGCAAGAAGGAAAAACGGUCAUCUACAAUUCCAUGGGCACGAGCUGGCAGCCAUUUGGGCAGCCGAAGCGCAAGCGCCCGUUGGACUCGGUUGUAUUGGAGGCAGGCGUUAAAGAGCGCAUCGUUGAGGAUAUGGAAGCCUUCAUUGCUUCACGCGCCUGGUAUCUUGACCGUGGUAUUCCAUACAGAAGGGGCUAUCUGCUUUACGGACCUCCGGGUACCGGCAAGAGCUCGUUUAUUCAAGCUGUUGCAGGACACUUGGAUUUCAACAUCGCCAUUCUCAAUGUCAGCGAACGAGGGUUGACGGACGAUCGCCUGAACCAUCUGUUGACCAACGUGCCACGACGGACUGUCGUCCUCCUCGAAGACGUGGACGUUGCGUUCAUGAACCGGAAGACGCCGGGUGCAGAUGGAUUUGCGAGUGCCUCUGUGACUUUCUCUGGACUCCUCAAUGCUCUGGACGGUGUCGCCAGUGCUGAAGAGCGCAUUAUCUUCCUCACAACCAAUCACGUCGAAAGGUUGGACGAGGCUCUUGUGCGACCUGGGCGCGUCGACAUGACUGUCAGACUCGGUGAGGCUACCGAGCAUCAGAUCGAGCAUUUGUGGGAUCGAUUUUACGCCGAGUUUGACAGGCAAGGAGAAGCUAGGCGGAGAUUCAUGGCCAAGGUCAAGGAGUUGGGACUGGUUGACUCGGUGAGCACAGCAGCGCUGCAGGGUCUCUUCCUGUAUAACAAAGACGACGUCGAGGGAGCCAUUAGCAUGGUCUCGGGCCUCACCGCUGAUCACAGUCAACGUGAAGGCCAUGUGGGCAUCCCCGGUCACGUAGAUCUGAGAUAAGUGGGGUCAAAAGAAUGCAUGACAUCACACCGAGAUAUCAGCAUGUCUAGACUCUGUUGCAUGACAAUCUAGUGUACCAUAAUCUCACUUGCAACUGUUAGGCAGCUCAAGGGCGCUGCAGAGCGAAUUUUUCUCAUCACCAGGCCCGAGAAACAGGGUCAAGCCCACGGGCCGGGCAGCAAAUGCGUGCUGCAAGUGAUGCGCAACCGCCCGUACCGCAUCGCGUUCGAAGGCCGAGCUUUGCGCGCCACGCUAGCUCUUCCACGUUAACGCGUCCCGCCUGAGAUGCAGGAUCCAUUGGUCAAUCUUGCUUUGAUCCUUAACAUCUAAUCAGA
Messenger RNA from Boeremia exigua, 1845 nucleotides. RefSeq names its product 26S protease regulatory subunit 8. Gene Ontology annotation, molecular function: ATP binding; ATP hydrolysis activity. The transcript has a single exon. Gene Ontology annotation, biological process: mitochondrial respiratory chain complex III assembly; protein insertion into mitochondrial inner membrane from matrix. The coding region runs from base 248 to 1510 and encodes 420 amino acids. The record is from RefSeq and is a predicted model, not a curated record. Gene Ontology annotation, cellular component: mitochondrial inner membrane. Lineage: Eukaryota; Fungi; Ascomycota; Dothideomycetes; Pleosporales; Didymellaceae.